This is a messenger RNA of Doryrhamphus excisus (bluestripe pipefish), 4025 nucleotides long. RefSeq names its product leucine rich repeat containing 75Ba (gene lrrc75ba). The record is from RefSeq and is a predicted model, not a curated record. Lineage: Eukaryota; Metazoa; Chordata; Actinopteri; Syngnathiformes; Syngnathidae.
GCCGUGUGCUUUGAAGUUGCGUAGCACAAAGGAGAAUUAAAGAGACAGCAGCGGCUACAAGCUCUGUGAUUGGUCAGACGCUCCACGCUGCACAAACCUAAACAGCAGCGUAAAAACAGCAGACGCUGCGUCGUCAUCGUCGUCAUUAGCGGCAUCGAAAGCUCAAAGAAGAGGCAGACAGCGCGACGCGGUGUUGACAGGACGCUGAUCAUGGGUCAGUACUGGUGGUAAUUCUAUUUUGGAACAAAACACCGUCCGCACCAGCACCACUCUUCCGGCAUGGGCUCCAGACUGAGCAGACAGAACAGCUUGGACAAUGACAGCUUCUCCAAGAAGCGACGCAAGCUCCUCGAUGGCGCGGCGGAGGGCGACAGACGGGCCGGUGGAGACUUCCUCUUUGCCCUGAUGCUGAGAACAGACAAACUGCCCGGGAUGCUGCGCAGGACCAACCACAGCCCAUACAUGAGAAGAGUGGCCUGGAUAAAGGAGAUUCAGAAGCUGCUUCGUGAUGGCAAGAUGGAACAAGCAACCGACGUGCUGAAAUUGCUGAGGAAGGAUCUAGGACUGGAAGGUACCUCACUCAAUGACAUCUUAUACAAGAACGCUGCCUUCCUCAAUCUGGUGGAUCCCAUUUCACAUGAGCUGCUGUUGAGCUUGGCUCGAGAGAUGCAGAAUCCCAAAAAGGAUGCAGACACCAUAAAGUCAUCGGAUAAAAUUUGCAGACAGCUGAUCUACCACCUGACUCCACAUUCAAAGUGGCUGAGGCAGAGCAUGUCCAGACGGAAAUCCCAGGCAUGUCUCAAGACAACCCUGCAGAGAAAACUGUCCAGUGACACUGUGGACUUGUCAGGCAUCCCUCUGUCCACCCGGGAUGUCCGUCAAGUGGCUUUCUACCUCCAGAACAACAGAGACAGCGUGGUGGCUGUAGACAUCAGCUUUACAGAGCUCCAAGAUGAAAAUCUGAGGUUUCUUCUUCCUCUUCUUGCCUCACUGCCCAAACUAAAUAACCUGGCCCUGAAUGGCAACCGUCUCACCUUGGCUGUACUCAAAGACCUCACUGAGAUGCUGAAAGACCCCAAGAAGUUCUCCAGCUUGGCGUGGAUAGACCUAGGCAACAAUGUUGAUAUUUUUACCAUGCCUCAGCCACUGCUGGUGGCUUUACGUCGGCGCUGUAGCCUGAAGAGCAGUCUACCCACGAUUUAUGAGUACACAGAGGGCCAGCCAUACAGCUACCACCUGGAGACUUCUAUCGAGGAGCCUAGUCACUAUGAAGAAGAGGAGGAAGAAGACGCACAGGACGGUGUGGACGACUUGGAGAACAAGUUUGACCUGGAGCCGUGGAGCUUAGGUGAGAAGCAUCUCUCCAAAGAAUUCACCCUUCACUACUGCGAGAGGUGAUGGGAGUGUGCGGUGACACGGCGAAGCCCCUAAACUACCUUAGCUCAACCGCCCUCACACCAGCCGGCCCAGUCACCCUUUUAGUCAGGAGGGAGACCACUUUGUGAACCAGAAUCAACCAGACACCAAGCAAUUGAAAGAUGUCACGGAAUGAAUCCGCACCAGAUGACAGAUGUCAGUCACGGUGGUGGACUUACUGUGUUGGCGAAUGGUGCUCUUGGCAGCAAGGUGCGUUUUCAUUGGAGGACUGGAUUCAUUGGCGAAGGGGUCUCACUGUCGCUCCCCUUUACUCCUAUCUCUGCCCAAUUGUAGCAGCUAAUGAGCCAAUACCAAUUUCGAUCAGUUGUCUGACCGCAGAGGCAGCAUUCCGGUAGUAGUUCAAGUGCUUCGGAAGCAGCGGGUCCCUCUGGGUUCUCGACGAGGACUGAGACAAUCUCCGGCAGGCAGAGCCUCACUCCACAUUGUGUGUUCUGUUAAGCUCUCAACAAAAGCUAUGACACAAGUUCAACAGACUAUACAGCCGACGGCCCGUCACGUGAUCCUGGCAAAACUGCUAGGUCAAGACUUUUUUUUCCGCCCCCUUUCCUAAUGUCGACUUGUGAACGAAUACCCAUGCUGCUCUUGUGUACGUGUAAAUGACGAGACAAAACAUGUUACCGUUCACUGUUUUUGUGCCCUUUUGGUGAGCAAAGCAAUCUCAGAAGACAACAGAUAAGAAGCGACGGGUAGCUGUGAUUAACGGCUUUCAUUCUUGCUUCAAUGCUGGUGUUCACCUCUGUGAUGUAAUCCUUACCGAUGUUUCAGUAGUUUAAUACAAUCUCUAAUAUGGGCUUCUGGAUCCAAACAGUACCACAAACUGUCAUUGAAACUUACUGUUGUCUCUAUGUGUCAAAGUAUUUGUUGUAUACCUACCCAUCUUCAGUGGCAGUUUCUUUUUAGAAAACCAUGACUGUUACCUUGAGAUUAGACAUGUCUUUUGCAGUAGCACAUAAAAGUCACUUAAUAACUGCAAUGCACACCAAUGCACUUUUCUGUUUGUAUUAAUCCAUAAUAGUGUACACAGUGGAUCCCCGCACAUUCCGAUUAAUUACUCACAGUCGCGCAAAUGAACUGAUUUGAUUUAUUGAACUGAUUUGAUCUCGUUCAUGAGAAGUCAAAUGUAUAAAUACAUGAUAAUACAGAUAAAAUGUACACUAUACAUGUACCACUGUUAGAAAGCCCAUAAUUUUAACAUUUUAUGUCUUUAUGAUUGAAAUGUGAUUUCCAAUGAGCUCUUAUCAAUGGCAAAGUGGCAACAACCCGGAAAGAGAAGUUAAACUUGGUGAAUUAUAUUUUUUGUCAAAAGCUCUGAUUUUGGAUUUUAUUCAGGUCCUUGAAAUCACCAUAGUUGGGAUUUCUAUAGAAAAUAACUCCUACUACGGAGUGUUGAGCAGACCAAACAAACUUUGAAGAAGUGGAUGAGUGCUCCAAAAACUAAAGCCGCUAGUGUUGUGACUGCACGUGUGAUCGUAAGGACGGGGAGAGAAAAUAUCUAUUUUCAAUUCUCAAUUCAAAUAUCAAAAGGAAAUGAUUCAGAAAAUGUAAGAAUGGCGCUUUGUAAAAACAGGACCGAUAGAAUAGCAAAAUUAAUUCAGUGCAAACUUAUGUGUGGAGUUUGCAUGUUGCGUGUGUGGGUUUUUCUCCGGGUACUCCGGUUUCCUCCCACAUUCCAAAAACAUGCUAGGUUAAUUGGCGACUCCAAAUUGUCCAUAGGUAUGAAUGUGAGUGUGAAUGGUUGUUUGUCUAUAUGUGCCCUGUGAUUGGCUGGCGACCAGUCCAGUGUGCACCCCGCUAGAAAAUGAAUGGAUGGAUGUUAAUAAGAUAUUUUCAAAGUUAAGAACAUAGAAAACCUGUUUGACUUAUGGUAUCACUGCAGGGACACGAGACAGCCGCCACUUAUUUAUUCUAAAGUGUUUCAAGCGAAGUAGGGAAGAACAAAGAUAACCAAAAACCUACCACAGACCUUUUCACUAUGUAAUGUCUCUUCAAUGUAACAUUACUUGUAACACCUUGUAACUUUUCUUUGAAAUUUUUUGGACAAAUACGCUGUAGUCAAUGUCAAGUUAACAGUUUGGAUUUUGUCUGAAAUAGAUGUUAAGAACAUAUCAUCAUUUGCUGGUGGUUCCAGAUCGUAAUCAUAGCGUAAAAGCGGGGAUCUACUCCAUAUUGUCAUCUGAUCCAAAUGGCUUAUGAUUGUUUUAAGAUUCUAUUCAAAGUACCUGCUUCAUCAGAAUAUACACUAAAUGUUUAAAUGUGUAUUUAUACAUUGUCUUGUUACGAGUAAAACAUCUGAUUAUUGGUGUAACUAUUUGUGUUAUGUUGUCUUUUGUCCAAUACUGUGACUAUAUGGGCUCUAAAGACAUGAAACGAAGCAGUGAGCAUUUAGUGUAUACUGAAACAAUUAGUACACCAAAGGCCAAAAUAAUGUAAUAUUGUGAUUACACUCAGCAAGCAUCUUUUCUGGUGACUGUUUAGUCAAAACACUAUCCACUUUGUUUGUAGCGUCUGUUUCAUGUGUCUACAUUUCCUUGUUGUAGUUUUGUGUUUUCCAAAGCAAAAUUCUGCCAAUAAAACAAUUGAUCCACUUA